GCGCGUACGUCUGUUUCGAUUCGUGGAGGAUAUUUUGUUUUCUGUUUUCAAUUAUUUCUUACCUGUUUUAACCUAAUUAACACCCCUCUCUAUCACGCUGAGUGGUGAAGGGCGAAUGUUGUGUACGUCUCCCACUCCUUGCGUCUGCAGGGGGCACGUCUUCCGUGUGCCAUGCAAUGCCGCACGGGGUAACAGCAACAAUGCGAGCUUUGAAGUUAUAUUAUUGCACUCAUGCAAGCAAAAGAGCGUGUAGAUGGUUGAAGCGAAGCAUUACGGCCAUGACGGCUGCACUGGGCGAGCAGCGUUGGCAUUACACCUCACGGGGGGCACUGCAAUUUCGUGGCCCUUGGUGUUUGUAUGUGUGUUUCUACUCGCGCCUAUUUCGCGCUCAUGUGCUCAACAACGCAAGAGACCCACCGACGCGCAACAGCAAAGGAGAUCGACAGAGAGAGAGAGAGAGAGAGAAGAGUUCACAUCCAAGCAACGGAUGUGGAACGUGUCGCUCUCUGUCUGUCUGUCUGCCUCUGUCUCCCGCGCACAACGUCGCCGCUGCACUUCAACUCGCCCUUCGACAACUGAACGGUGAUACUGAGUAUAUGUUUCUCGGAAAAGGAAAGAAGGAAUCAAACGAAAUGCGCAGUGGAUGUCGCAGAGAUAAAAAGCGAAGUGAAUAACAACUGGUGUGGUUAGAGCUUCUUACUAGUAAUAGUAGGCGGACGCUACGAUCUUGUGUACUGACGCACCAUUGACGUGCGCACCUCAGAACUUGUCGCACUAGCGCGUUCCUAUAUGCCUGGCUGUACAAAUGAGUGUUCCCGCGCGGUUGGAGGCGAUUGCUUUCCCUUGGUGCUCCUCGCACCACUCGCAUCGCUGCAUCAGCUACUUCUCUUCGUUUACGUUUGCCUCUCACUUUGCGUUGUGAUGUCUCACAAUGCAUGUGUUCGUUACCUCAGCGUGACAGGAAAUCCAGCACUGCAGCCAAGUAAAAGGAAACUCUGGCCACAUUUUUAUUAUUCUUCCAGGCUGUUUCCUACUCAGCACCACAACCCACCUCUUUCAUCGUGCUACACAACCACACUUACGCACACACGCGCCCGAUGUCCAUGAGCUCCCAAUUAUCCAACGCGUCCACGCCACCGCGGCGCCCAGCACGCAGCCCGACGUCGUUUGCAUCCGCCAGCCGCGUCGACGCCCUCUAUGACCGCCUGCCGCAGGUGUCCUUCACCGACUCCGCGCGCUCGGAGGAGGCAGACGAGUCGGCGUACGCCAGCUACUCACCCCUGCCACGGCACCAGAGGGAGGGUAUCAGCACGCCGUGUUGGAGCUGUCGCCAAACACAGCGCCUGCGCACCUCGCUGAAGCGGAUUGAGUUGGACUACUUAACCCAAAUUCAAAGCCUGCAGCAGCAACUACGGCACGUCACGGCCCAACGCGCGCUGGCGCUGCAGGAGCGCGAUGAGCUCUUAACGAACGCCGAUGCGGCCGCCACGCAGCAGGCGAUGGUGGAGCAGGAGGCGCAGUCGCUGCGGGUGGAGGUGAUGCAGGCGGUGCAGGAGCGACAUGAACUCGAGCGUCGUGUGCAGCAACUCGAAACGUCGUGUCAAAGCACCGUGGAGCAGCACGUACGGUGGGGCUCUGCGUUACUGGAGGAGACCGAAGUAGCAGCUCGACGAGACUCCAGGGCCUCGGAGGAAAAUGAGCGGCGUCUGCUGCACGAGCUUUGCAGCACAGAGGCGAGAGCCAUAAAGGAGAUGCUGCGGCCCAGCACCGUCGUCGCCACGCCGCCCCGGUGCAACGCAGCGAGCGGGACAGCAGUGAACGGCUCCACCAUCCUCUCAAGCACCUUCUCCCCAACCGGCACCUCAUCACCAGGGCUGUCCGAUGGCGGGCGCGAGCGGCGGUCGUGUUCACCGCGGCCGUCGCAACGACGCGAAGUUGCCGCGCCGCACCACACGCAGCGCCCUUCGACGUGUGGCGACGCGUCACGCAUCGGUUUGGAAAGCGCCACCGACGUCUCUCGCGCUCUCGCCCUGUCGCACACCGCCGAGGAGGCGGAGGAAAAGGUAAGGAAGAUGGAGUGGCGAAUGGAGCAGCAGCGCAGCAGCUUUGAGAUGCAGCUGGCGGAUGAGCGGGCGCUGACGGCGGACAUGCAGGCGGAGAUGGACGAUCUCAUUGAAAGUGAACUCAUGCUGUUGGAGUCGGAGGGCCGCCGUACCAUUGAAAAGGACGCCGCAGAAGCCCGCACGGCACUCUUCACACAUCACAUUUCGAUCUUCGUACGGCAGCAUCAACAGGAGGCGGCGAGCAUCACAGCGACCGCUAUGCAAACAGCAGCAGCAGCAGCAACGGCAACGGCGACGGAGUCUACGCACGCGGAUGUGCUGGAUUUGGUGGAAGAGAGCGAGAACGCAGCGUGGCGCACGGAGAUGAGUGAAGCAAUGAGCAACGUGCAGCAGCAGCUGUACCAGCUGUUGUGUGCUGCGCCGCCAUCCAGAAUGAACCUGGAAAGUGCACGGAACAAGGAAGUGAUAGACUGUGUGCGUGAGGAGGCCGCUGAGAUUAAAGAACACCUCGCCGCAUUGCUGGACGCAUCUGCGCAGGCGCGGGUGGAUGGCGAUGCCUUACGGACCGAAAUGAAAGAGCACUUCGACGAGGUGGGCGAGCGGCAAUGCCGGCAGGAGGCUUUUAUGGUCACCACCUCGUGCAGCCCGGCGCAGCGGAACGAAGCACCGGCGCUGCUGCUGGAGCAGCUUCGGAAGGAGCUCGAGCCGCAGCGCGAACUGAGCGAAAGGUUGUGUGAGAUGCUGCAGCGGGCAUCCCACACCACCGUCUCUGCCGGGGCAACUGCGGCGGAGAGUGAAAGCAGCAGCAAGGAAAGAACAUCCACGUCUCUCAGGCCAUCCUCCCAUCACCGGGCGUCGGAAUCAACCGGGAGACUCGGCGGAAACCCAUUGGGUAUGGUGACCCCGCGGAAAAAGGCAAAGCAUCGCGAUCCUGCCGCCGACAUGAUGGCUCCCGCAGAGCACAUUCCUGCAGCUGUUCCCGUGAGUUCUGACAACCAACCCAGGCAACAGCCGCCCUCAGCUACUGCCUGUCAUUCCUGUGACGAUCAACUGAGCACCAUGACAACCGUCUCCGAAUCCACCGUAGAGCAAGACGCAUCCCUUUUGCAACGGAAGUCGUGCACCUCCGACUCGCGAUUUAUCGUUCCAGAGGAGGCACUAUUUGACCCGCAGCACAUUCACGUCGACGCGAGCGCUGCCGCGGAGCAGAUAUCCGCGUUGCUGAGCGAGGGGUCGUUGAGCGAUGCCGAGAGCGACUGCCUUUCUCCAUACGAUGAGUACUGA
Leptomonas pyrrhocoris is the source of this 3347-nucleotide messenger RNA. RefSeq lists its product as hypothetical. Lineage: Eukaryota; Euglenozoa; Kinetoplastea; Trypanosomatida; Trypanosomatidae. The record is from RefSeq and is a predicted model, not a curated record. Bases 1098 to 3347 code for a protein of 749 amino acids. The transcript has a single exon.